UGUGGCGCGGGCGGCGGUGGCGGGCAGAGGCACCGGGUGUCAGUGAGCUGCGAGCAGCCGGCGCCCGGGUGCCGUGUCCGUCAGCCUGUCCGCCCGCCUGCCCUUCGUGGUCUGCGGGUCCGCUCCACGCGCUGCCCUCGGAGCAUCUCCUGGCAGCGCACCUGCAACGCGCUGCUGACCGCCGCCCUCCCGGCACCCCAGGUCUGCGCGGGACCCCGGCCCGGCCCUGCCCCGCGUCCGCCCAGCGCCGUAGCGGGGCCCGGGCGCAGCGCUGCGGAGGUCAGGGCCGCCGGGGCCGGGCCGGGGCGGCGCGGCGAUGAUGAACAGGUUCCGAAAGUGGCUGUACAAACCCAAGAGGUCGGACCCGCAGCUGCUGGCUCAGUUCUACCAUGCCGACGAGGAGCUGAGCCAGGUGGCCGCCGAGCUGGACAGUCUGGACGGGCGGAAGGACCCCCAGCGCUGCACGCUGCUCGUCAGCCAGUUCCGCUCCUGCCAGGACAACGUGCUGAACAUCAUUAACCAGAUCAUGGACGUGUGCAUCCCCCAGGACCGGGCCCCACGGGACUUCUGCGUCAAGUUCCCCGAGGAGAUCCGGCACGACAACCUGGCUGGCCAGCUGUGGUUUGGCGCCGAGUGCCUGGCCGCCGGCUCCAUCAUCAUGAACCGCGAGCUCGAGAGCAUGGCCAUGCGGCCGCUGGCCAAGGAGCUGACCCGCAGCCUGGAGGACGUGCGGGGCGCCCUCCGCGACCAGGCGCUGCGCGACCUCAACACGUACACGGAGAAGAUGCGGGAGGCGCUGAGGCACUUCGACGUGCUGUUCGCGGAGUUCGAGCUGAGCUACGUGUCGGCCAUGGUGCCCGUGAAGUCCCCCCGGGAGUACUACGUGCAGCAGGAGGUCAUCGUGCUGUUCUGCGAGACCGUGGAGCGGGCCCUGGACUUCGGGUACCUAACCCAGGACAUGAUUGACGACUACGAGCCGGCCCUCAUGUUCACCAUCCCCAGGCUGGCCAUCGUGUGUGGCCUCGUGGUCUACGCAGACGGACCCCUGAACCUGGACCGCAAGGCGGAGGACAUGUCUGAGCUGUUCCGGCCUUUCCACACGUUGCUGCGGAAAAUAAGGGAUUUGCUGCAGACCCUGACCGAAGAGGAGCUUCACACGCUGGAACGGAACCUCUGUAUUUCCCAGGAGGUGGAGUUCCCCAUCCAGGCAGACGCCCAGGUGCCACCUGCCCUGGCACCCGCCUUUCCCGAACCCCUGGCCCCAGAGGAGCUGCUGGCGGACAAGCCCAAGAACUCAGAGGCGGAGCUGGCCUGCUCCAUGCAGUACGACGACCAGGAGCUGGAGCAGCUCAGCCGCCUGGUGCACAAAGCCGGCGACGAGAUGUCCUCACUCCUGUCCCCACCCAGUGCCACCCAGUCCCCUGCGCACAGGCUGGGCGCCAUGGGCAGUCCGGGGCCGGCGUCCCCAGGCAGCGCCCGGCUGCCGCAGGGCAGUGACGACGAGGAGGGCAGGGUGUUUUUCAUGGACGACGUGGGAGGGGCGGCCGAGGCCCGGGGCAGCCCGUCUGGGCGGGCGGGCAGUGCCAGCGCUGACCCCCAGGAGAGAGGGCCAGGCGGGGAGAGCAGGGAGCGGGGCGCCAGCACACCUGCUGCCGCAGGCAAGGGGGGCAGGAGCGACAACAACAACGUCGAGGGCGACGGGGCGCGGGCAGGGGGCCCCAACUCCUGCAGCUGCCUGGACUCCCGACCGCACCUCGACGGCUGGGAGGUGAGUUCGGACGCUGCCGAGACGGCUGAGCUGAUCGCCCACCGGACCGGGGGCAUGAAGCUCUCAGCCACGGUCAUCUUCAAUCCCAAGUCGCCUGCCUCCUUGGACUCCACCCUCGCCAACGCAGAGGUCCCCAGGGACGGCUUCUCCCCGUCGGAGCCGGCGGCAGAGGGGACGGACGGUGGCCCCCACAAACUGAGCGCCACGGCUGCCGACUGCCUCCUCAACUCCUGCGUGUGCUGCGGGGGCUGCGGGGGCGGCAGGGAGGACGCUGCGGAGAGUCUGCGGGGCAAGUGUGGCUCUGGCAGCGUCAUCAACUCCUCCCACGUUGGCUUGGCCAAGGCCAGUGCCAAGGGCGUGGCUCCCGGACUGCCAGAGGCGGGGCCCGCCCUGGAGGCCUUGCCCUCCGAAGACGCCCCUGGCCUGCAGGAGCCCAAAGCCCCUACUCCCAUCAAGUGCCUGGCACACACCUCAGGGCCCCCGGGGGAUGCCGCAGACGGGCUGCCCGGAGGGGGCGAUGGCGCCAGUCAGCCCGCGGAGGAGAGGCGGCCUGGAGGGGCGGCCGAGGAGCAGCCUCAGCACCUGCUGGUCCCCAGCAGCUCCACAGCCGAUUCCUGCCCCUCGGACAAGUCCGGGCCAGACGCAGCCCCCGUGGCCACAAGAGAGAAGAUCCGGUCCCGAUUCCACGGCAGCCACGACCUGAUCCACCGGCUGUUCGUCUGCAUUUCAGGGGUGGCCGACCAGCUGCAGACCAACUACGCCAGCGACCUGCGAAGUAUUCUCAAGACCCUUUUCCAGGUCAUGGCCACCAAGCCCGAAACAGACGACAAGGAGAAGUUGAAGAAGGUCACCCAGACCCUGCGCAGUGCAGCCUUGGAGGACUGCGCCCUGUGCCAGGAGACCCUGUCAUCCUCCGAACUCGCAACCAAGACCCGAGACGGGGGCUUGGAAGACCCGCCUGAGUGGGUCCCGGACGAGGCCUGUGGCUUCUGCACUGCGUGCAAAGCCCCCUUCACCGUCAUCCGCAGGAAGCAUCACUGCCGCAGCUGCGGGAAGAUCUUCUGCUCCCGCUGCUCCCCGCACUCGGCCCCGCUGCCCCGCUACGGGCAGGUGAAGCCGGUGCGAGUGUGCACGCACUGCUACAUGUUCCACGUCACGCCCUUCUACAGCGACAAGGCGGGCAUCUGACGCGGGGUGGGGCACGGCCACACCCGAGAGGGCCCCGGACUCCAGGAUGGAGGCGCCAAGGGCCCGUGCUCCUGCCUCCUCCAUCCAGGCCACAGGCUGCAGGGGGGUUUUCACUGCAUUUCAUCCAGCUGCUGCCACCACCGCUGCAGGGGCUGCAGGCCGCCCAGACUUCCAGAACGUCCAGUGCCUCUGCACCACCCCCACCCCCACCCCCGCCUCCUACCACCCGUGGGGACCCCAGGCCAGCCUCAGGAGCCAAUAGGCGGUCAGCUUCAUCCAGGAAGGGUCCCUGGGGUGCCCAGUGGCUGCCUGGGCUGGAGUGGGCUCUCCUCCUGCCUGUGCACCUGCCCCACCCCCCGCCCUGUUUAGAUGCUGCUUCCGGGCUCAGCGGGAGCAAAGGGUCCGCUCUUGAAGGAGGAAGUGGGGUUGGUGUCUGAACUCCGGUGGACACCUGCAGGAGAGGGGCCAGGCCCCAGUGCCCGCAGGGCUUCCCCGAGGGCUUGCCAAACCAGAAAGACCAGGCUGUCCGUUCCCUCCAGGGCCCUGAGCCCACAGCCCCCCCGCCCCCUCUCCCCACCUCUGCCCUCUCGGACCGGUCUCCCUUCUUGUCAGGGAGGGAGAAGGCAGAAGCAGACCUGGUGGGGACCCCGCUCUCGUCUGCCCGCUCCAGCCCCCCAGCUGCUGCGGGGGCUCUGGCGGCGGGGAGAGGCUCCCAGCUUCUUAGGCCAGGGCCCUGCGGGGGCUGAGAGUCACCGGAUGGUGCCCACCUGGCUGCCACUUCCCCCUUCCUUCUCUCUGCAGCCCCUGGGACCCCGGCCCACCUCCUCAGACCCUGGAGUGGCCCCGGGCCCCAGCACAGACACCUCCUCAGGCUUAAAUCUCAGGCUUCACAUUGCAAUGCCGAUUGCAGUUUUAUUUUUAGAGAGGUGACACACCUACUGCUUCUUUUAUAGGACAAAAUCCAAUUACUAUUUAACAGCGGACUACACAUGCACAAAAACAGCUUCUGUGGGAGAAGAAAAGUAUA
Messenger RNA from Phacochoerus africanus (Common warthog), 3983 nucleotides. It is a transcript of the gene ZFYVE28, whose product is annotated as zinc finger FYVE-type containing 28. Gene Ontology annotation, cellular component: early endosome membrane. NCBI's taxonomy places the organism in Eukaryota, Metazoa, Chordata, Mammalia, Artiodactyla, Suidae. Gene Ontology annotation, biological process: negative regulation of epidermal growth factor-activated receptor activity. Bases 317 to 2956 code for a protein of 879 amino acids. The record is from RefSeq and is a predicted model, not a curated record. Gene Ontology annotation, molecular function: metal ion binding. The transcript is spliced from 13 exons.